Chionomys nivalis (European snow vole) is the source of this 2133-nucleotide messenger RNA. It is a transcript of the gene Lekr1, whose product is annotated as leucine, glutamate and lysine rich 1. Lineage: Eukaryota; Metazoa; Chordata; Mammalia; Rodentia; Cricetidae. The coding region runs from base 64 to 2133 and encodes 689 amino acids. The transcript is spliced from 13 exons. The record is from RefSeq and is a predicted model, not a curated record.
AGCCGUUUCACACCCUGAGGAGUCCCGGGCUAGCCUGUUUUCCUGCAGUACGUCGGGGGAAUCAUGGAUCGUCACAUUCCCAUGCACGCGUUACCGGAAGAAAUCCAAAAGAUGUCUCCUGAAGAAACAGUUUGUAAAUACUGUGGCGUCAGCUACCUAAUUCUUCAUGAAUUUAAGGCUAUGGAAGAGAAACUGAAAGCAGUGGAAGAAGAAAUGAAAUUUUAUCAAGGAAGUGUAGAGCGAGAAAAGAGACUUCAGGAAAAGCUGCAGUCUCUUAGCCAGGAGUUUGACAAGUACAAAACUGACAGUGAAUCCAAAAACAAAAGAGUUCAAGAUGCAAACAUGAAAUUAAAAAAGCAGCAAAAUGAAUUUCAGAGAAUACAGAAAGAAUUGGAUCAUCAACAAAAUGAGCUAAAAAUUAAGCAAAAACAAUCCCAAGUCUUCAGUCAAAGAUUGUCAGAAUACAGAUACUUCUGGAAUAAGACCCUUUUGUUACUUACUUUUACUAAAAGGGAGCUAACCAGUAUUAAACAUGAAGUAUGUGAUAAUUUUCAAAACUGGACUUCACUGAAAGGAGAAGUUUUUCUACAGAUGAAAUCUCUGAGUGACGCAGCCUUGGCAGAAAUAGAUAUGUUAAAUAAAAGUCUGACAGUUUCCCAGAGAAAUAAGGUGUGCCUGGAAGAGGAAAUUAAAAAUCUCAAACUCCUGUCGGAUGCAGCCAUCUUGAGGUCUCAGGAGAUGCAGGCGUCCAAACAGCACGAAGUAAGCUUGCAAGCCAGGUGCUAUGAUCUGCAGAAGGAAGCCCUAGACUUACAGUGUCAAGUAGAGGCCCUUGGGUUGAGACUUCAGAAGACAGUGAUGGAGCUGGACAACUCUAAAGAGAUGCUCAUGAAAAAGUCUAAUGUCGCUGAUAACUGUCAAAGAGAACUCAGAAAGCUGAAGUUCGAGUCUGUCAUUUCUGAGUCAAGGCACAGUAGGCUACUCAAAGAGAAAGAAGACUCCUUACUGACUUGUCAACAACUAUAUAAAACUCUACAGCAAGAGCUGACGACCAAAGAAAGGCAAGGGGAGGAUCUAAAAAGAAGGAUCAACCUUGCGGAAAAUGAGCUAGAGAUGACUAAAACUCUCCUGCAUCGGACACAGGAAGAAAUUUUAACUCUGAAAAAUGAAAGGGAAUUGAUGCUGGCUGCCCAUCAGAAGAGCAUCGAGCAGAUGCAGGAAACCCUGAGACAGAAGCUGCUGAGCGACGAGAGCUGGAGAGAGAAGAUUGAAGCUGAGCUCACCAAAGAAAGAGCCCGGCAUCUCAUUGAGUUCCAAGAGCAAGCUCUUCUCUUUAAGGAAGAAGCUAAACUGGAACUUGACAUUGAGAAAGAAAAGCACCAGGAAGUAAUUCAGAAGUAUCAGCAAGAACAGGAGGACCUUCAGAAGAAGAUAGCUGACUUAAUCGCAGGUGCUACAAAAGACCUGCGGCUCGAAGUGGCCUCUCUCCAAGAAAAGCUCCAUGAAUCCCACGCACGAUAUACUGAAGAAUCCGCGUCAAAGAGGAAAGAGAUCGAAGACCUGAAGAGUCUGGUUGCAGAACUCGAGUGUCGCUUGAAGCGGGAAGCCAGCCGCGAUGACUCAGUUUCAGAAGACUUGAAGAAGGAAAUGAAACAGAAGUCAGAUGAACUGGAAAGAGUAAUGCUGGCCCAAACGCAGCUGCUGCAGCAGUUCAGCCAGUCCCAGGAAGAGAACACUUUUCUCCAGGAAACGGUGCGGAGAGAGUGUGAAGAACGCUUUGAACUGACAGAGGCUUUGAGUCAAGCCAGAGAACAGCUCCUGGAGCUCAGGAGGAGUGGAGGAAGCUUACGGUGUUCCCUCAACAAGGGCACCCUAACCUACCCUGCCACCGCAGUCAGCAAUCACCGCCAACAAAGCAGUGCGAGGCAGAACUGUGGACGAGACAACCCGCCCAGCCUGCACGGACUGCCAAAACCCACAGCUUCCCCAAGCCCAGAUAAGCUCAAGAAGGUCAGCAGCUCCGGACUGCCCGCCCUUCCCCAGUCACAUCCUCCCAGGGGCAGAGCAUCUUCGGUGAAUGAGACCCGGAGGAGGUUGUCUGCCAUCCUUAGCCGGAGGCUGAGUCAGCAGUGA